AUGAAAAGCUCAUUUAAAAUCCCCAUCAGCUUACUGCUACUAGCCAUUGGUGUCAUUGCCUCACCGUUGAGUAUAGGAAUCGAUGCAUUGGUUACCAGACCUCAGAACCUAACAGCAAAUGAGAUCUGUUUCCUUUUUGAGUAUGGAACGGUCUAUGGUGAGCCUGGUUGGUUUAGAUUCUCUAUAAUGAGUAUUCAGGGCGAGAAACAGACUUUGCUGAGGUAUGACAAGAGUGAUGCUUUCCAAGAGGUUUUUGUUAAUCACGUUGAUAGAGAGCUUUUAAUUAUAAAUGGAUAUGAUCAAGACAAGGAUUAUUGUUCCACUGAGCGAACUGCUUCUUUCUUUCGCCUGGUUAAAAAAUCACUCGAGGGAACACUCCGUAUGAGAUCUGGUCCUGGAUGUCGUUCUUGUCGCAAGAAAGAGCCCAUUGAGCAACUCUUUGAAUUGUUUUGUUAUAACAACGUCUAUUAA
Molecule: messenger RNA, 471 nt
Organism: Hansenula anomala
Lineage: Eukaryota; Fungi; Ascomycota; Saccharomycetes; Phaffomycetales; Wickerhamomycetaceae
Exons: 1
Coding region: 1-471 (156 amino acids)
Source: RefSeq, a predicted model, not a curated record